This is a messenger RNA of Galendromus occidentalis (western predatory mite), 703 nucleotides long. RefSeq names its product cuticle protein 14. Bases 24 to 485 code for a protein of 153 amino acids. Lineage: Eukaryota; Metazoa; Arthropoda; Arachnida; Mesostigmata; Phytoseiidae. The record is from RefSeq and is a predicted model, not a curated record. The transcript is spliced from 3 exons. Gene Ontology annotation, cellular component: extracellular matrix.
GAACGCAAACAACUCGCAAAAACAUGAAGACCUACUUGCUCGUGGCUUUCCUCGCGGUCGGUUCGGUCGCCCAGCAGACCGCUCAACAAUCGGACGACUUCGCUCAAGAAACGCCAUACGAGUACGCCUACACUGCGGAAUCCGACGAAGGUUCACACGGCCACUCAGAGAAGUUCGAUGGCAUCGGCCGCGCCGAGGGCAACUAUUUCCUCAAGUUGGCCGACGGACGCGAACGACAUGUGUCCUACACAGCGGACGAGAACGGAUUCCAUCCCGAAAUACAGACGAACGAAUUGGGAACCGAAUCGAAGAACCCCGCCGAUGCGAUCAUCAUCUCUUCGGCACCGUCAGGACCCGAUGCCGCUAUCGAGGCAUACGGUGGGACAUUCCCGGAGAACUUGAGUCAAGCUCCUGUCAGAACCGCUGCGCCGUUCUCAAACAUCCCUCAGGCACCCGCCAACCGUCGCACGAGUCGUUCCCAAUGAAACGUUUCUUUGUGAGCGGAAUGCACCAACAAUUGGCCGGAACAGAAUAGCCAUAGAAUCACCAGAGAUGAAAUUCUUCGAUGGAUGGGAAGCUGCAUAUAUUCAUUCCUGAGUCAGGACGAGAGAUGAGAGCGAUACGAAAGGAGAUUCCAUUGCGAGAAAUGAAUGAAUAAAUGCCGAUUUUAACUAAAUUCGGGUCGCUUCGGGCCAAAAACAAC